AUGACGUUGUACGAGAAUUGGGAUGCUUUUCAGAGGGCGGCAGAACUUCUUUAUGGAAAGAAUCCCUCUAGAUUCAGGAUUGUUUCAAAAUACCGUCAUAAUGAUCCAAUACUUGUGGUGAAAGCAACAAAUGACGUUGAGACUCUCAAAUUCGAAACAAAUUUGGCUCAGGAUCUAAAAAAUUAUGAUAAAUUCCUCGCCUUACUAAUGAGGAGCAUGGCGUCGAAGUGA
Rodentolepis nana is the source of this 231-nucleotide messenger RNA. NCBI's taxonomy places the organism in Eukaryota, Metazoa, Platyhelminthes, Cestoda, Cyclophyllidea, Hymenolepididae. The record is from the annotation of a GenBank genome assembly.